This is a messenger RNA of Spinacia oleracea (spinach), 2457 nucleotides long. RefSeq lists its product as uncharacterized. The transcript is spliced from 4 exons. The record is from RefSeq and is a predicted model, not a curated record. NCBI's taxonomy places the organism in Eukaryota, Viridiplantae, Streptophyta, Magnoliopsida, Caryophyllales, Amaranthaceae. The coding region runs from base 558 to 1202 and encodes 214 amino acids. Gene Ontology annotation, molecular function: RNA helicase activity; ATP binding; RNA binding.
UGUGAAAUAUAGAGUAACUGAGAUCUUCUUCAACCUAUCUUCUUCAACCUAAUUUCAGUUUUCUGGCGGAAAAACUUUGAUACAAUCAGCAAGUUUGGUUGGGAAACGUGAAUAUUAGAUUGAAAUCUCGUUUCCCAUUCGUUUCCGGGAUGAAUUCAGUUUCAAACACGUCUCCAUUUUUCUGAAACGGUUUCGGCGCGCGUUUCCCGGUUUCCCCGUUCCAGGACGUUUCGGAAACGGUAGUCGUGAUUUUUUUGGCGUUUCCGUACUUCGUAGGUUUCACCUUCACCAAUGUCAAGUACUUCUGAAAAGGUCUGUCUGACCGAGCUGAGCCAAAAGUUGAAACCAAUCAGCUGGAUUAUACGAGCUACUAGUCUAAUCGGGUCUGAGAUAGAAGUGUUUUAUUGGACUGGUUUUUUAGUUCAUGAAAGUGGACUCUUAAUGACUAGUACUAAUGGCUUAGAUACAAUGUGCUGGGUUGAAAUUGAGGCGCGAGGCUUGAUGUGAAUGAGUUUUCCGAAGCAAAAAUAGUUCUUGUGCGUAGUAAGUGGGACCUUAUGGUGAUACAAGUUGAUUUAGGAGAUGUUAGCGAAAUUGGGAAGCUUGCUUGUGAUGGAUCUUUAGCUAAUGGUGAGAUGAUAAUGUGUGUAUCACACCCACACAAUCUUGUAGGAUCAUUUUAUGUUGGUCAUGCUGUCUAUCAAUGUGUCAAUGAUGCUACUGUCCCACUUCGUGACGAUCCUAGCACAUGUGGUGGUUAUGUCUCUACAGCAUUAACAAAUACUCCACAAUAUCGUCAAUUAGGACAUGUAUGUAACAAGAAAAAUUUUCGGUGUUUUGAUCAGGAGGAUAUUUGUAAGUUUGAAGAACUCAACCCUUUACUUCCAAUUAUACAGUGCAACCGUUUAAACUUUAGGGAGGGUUGUUCUGGGAGUCCGGUUUUUAAUACCAAAGGAGAAAUAGUAGGAAUGCUAAUUUGUGAGGUUAAUUCAUGCGACAUUGCUCUUCACGUGACAGUGCUAAAAGAGUUCUUGAGUGAAGCAUUAGUCAAGAUGAAUGUUUCACAAGAAGGUAAAGAAGGAAGAAGAGAGCAUGAAUUACAUUCAAUGAGGCGCAACAAAAAGGGGAAGAAAAGCAACAACACUGCAACUGCAACUGAACCAGAAGGAGGGGCAAACCACAAGGCCGUUGCCACCACCUGACAAGCAGAAGUACAGCAGGGUCAUUAAUGCUUAUAACAAGUAGUAUAAGUAGAGGAGAAGAGGAAAGAGAAAAGUAUCCAGAAAAUUGUAGAGACUUAAGAGAAUUGUAACCUAAAGUUACUACUGAGAUUUGUAGCCUAAAGCUACUAUUCCUUGUAAUCGAUCAGUUGAAACUCAAUCAAUCAAUCUUCCCUUCUUCUAACUGAUUCUGUUCUUGGUAUUGCUGUUUGGCCUUUCUAUAUUGCAUUGCUGCUGUGUCUAUUGUGUCUGCAGGUGUGAGUAAAGCUAGGGCUUUACACUUGGUAUCAGAGCGGUUCGAACUGGUGGAGACAAGAAUCAGCAUCCAUGGUGUUGUCGAAUACUCAGAGGAUAGAAACCGUGGAGGUGACCGUUGCAGAAGUGAACCAGAGGGUGGUUGGACUUGAAAGCACCAUUCAACAAGUCCUCACUGAUGGUCGAGCAACGGUGGACUCGUCCGCCCGAGUAGAGGGGCGGCUGGAACGUUUUAGGGAGGAGCAACAGAACCAACUCAGUCUUAUGAAGAAGAAUCAGGAGAAAUUUCAGGCAGAGAUAAAAGCGUUGUUGGCCAACCUAAACACUGGCAACAUGAACAGGGAAAACAUGGCCCAGUCAGAAAACAGAGGCAAUAGGCAUAAUCGUCACCACCACGAUGAUGGUGAUCCGUAUGUCGACGGUGGUGGUGGAGGAGGUCGUUGGAAGUAUCGUAAACUGGACAUGCCCCUCUUCGAAGGCACGGACCCGGACGGGUGGAUACUCCGGGGAGAGAAGUACUUCACAUUUUAUCACCUGUUGGAAAGCGAGAAACUCGACGCGGCCGUCGUGUCCAUGGAGGGCGACGCCCUUCGUUGGUUCACGUUCGAGUCUAGGAGGAAUCCGAUUCAUAGCUGACCCAAACUGAGGAGAAGAGUGUUGCUCAAGUAUAGGCCGACAAAUGCCGGAAGCCUCCACGAACAGUGGCUGUCCACCACUCAAACCACGACGGUGGAGGAAUACCAGAGACGCUUCAUUGAGCUUGCCGGGCCGUUGGAGGAUGUGCCGGAAAGCAUAUUUUAGCAUUAUUGCCAUUAUGAAAUUUGGGAUUUCUAUACCUUCCUAUCUUUUUGUAAAAGAGAAGUGGCCUGGUAAUUUUGUUUUUCUUUGUCACUUUGGGUGAGCCUUAUGAUCAUAAUAUGAAUGUUGUACAAAUUUAAAUUCCCUGAGCAAAUAUACGGAGAAUAUGCAUCAUUCAUCUUGA